Molecule: messenger RNA, 3921 nt
Organism: Armigeres subalbatus
Lineage: Eukaryota; Metazoa; Arthropoda; Insecta; Diptera; Culicidae
Exons: 13
Cellular component (GO): membrane; cytoplasm
Molecular function (GO): scavenger receptor activity
Source: RefSeq, a predicted model, not a curated record
AUGAAGCUCGACGAAUUAAAUUUCAAGAAAAUUGCUAUAAUCUGUGCUUGUACCUUAGUUGGCGGAUUAGUGUUUAGCUUUGGGAUAUUUCCAGUGAUUCUCAAAUUUAUGGUGAAACAGAACGUGUUGCUGAAACCGGGUACCCAGAUGCGAGGCAUGUUCGAAGAACUUCCGUUUCCCCUUGAUUUCAAGUUGUACCUGUUCGAUGUGAUCAAUCCGGACGAAGUCAUGCAGGGCGGUAAGCCUCACGUGCGGGAGAUAGGUCCUUAUUAUUUCGAGGAAUGGAAGGUGAAGUACGACACCGAGGACAACAUCGAGGACGACACGCUGACUUUCACGCUACGGAAUACCUGGAUUUUUCGGCCGGACGUGUCCGCCCCUCUAACGGGAGACGAGAUCAUUACCAUUCCCCAUCCAUUGGUUUUGGGAGCUUUGCUGAUGGUCCAGCGAGAUCGGGAAGCGAUGAUGCCACUGGUGUCAAAAGGGAUGAACAUUAUUAUGGAUCCAUUGACGACGGGCUUUCUGACGACUCGAGUUAUGGAUCUGCUGUUUGACGGAAUUUAUAUCGAUUGCAGCAGCCACGAAUUUUCAGCAAAGGCGCUUUGUUCGGGAUUGGAAUCGGAAGGAGCAGUGUCGCCUUACAAUGAGACUCAUUUCGUGUUUUCGCUGUUUGGGAUUAGAAACGCAACUGAUGCUGGUCGGUGGUCAGUGUAUCGAGGGGUCAAGAAUAUAAAGGAUCUAGGACGGGUAGUGACUUAUAAUGAUGAAACCGAAAUGGAUAUGUACGAUGGUGACGAGUGUAAUAAAUUUGUGGGAACGGAUUCGACCAUUUUUCCUCCAUUCCUGACAACUAAGGAUAAGCUGUGGGCUUGGUCACCGGAAAUUUGUCGCUCGAUGGGAGCGUACUAUUUCGGCAAAUCCAAAUACGCCGGUCUGCCGAUGAGUUUCUUCAAGUUGGAUUUCGGUGAUUUGAAGAACGAACCGGAACACCACUGCUUUUGUCGAGAUCCGCCGGACGACUGUCCACCGAAGGGAACAAUGGAUUUGAGCCCCUGCUUGGGGGCACCUUUCAUCGGUUCGAAACCGCAUUUCUACGAUGCUGAUCCGGCACUGUUGGCUGCCGUUGAUGGACUGACGCCCAAUGAGAAGGACCACGACAUGUACAUCCAUUUUGAGUUGCUUUCAGGAACGCCUGUUUCGGCUGCCAAGCGUUUACAGUUCAGUAUGGAACUUGAACCAGUUCGGGAUCAUCCGGUGCUCGGAAAUCUUCCGAAUGUUAUUUUGCCAUUGUUCUGGGCCGAAGAAGGUGCAUCGCUCAACAAGACCUGGACCAACCAGCUCAAAUAUCAGCUGUUUCUCGGCCUCAAGUUCAACGCCACCGUCAAAUGGUUGACAAUUAUCAUCGGAACAUUUGGAACCAUCGCUGCCACGUUUAUGCACUUCAAGCAUGCGUCCAAAACGGGAAACGUUACUCCGGUCGAAGCCGUCACAAAUGGUUCCGCCAAGGGAAACGGAUCCGGUGGCAUGGGGACUAACAACAGAAACAGCUCGCCCAUACGGCCAGUCAUCCCGACCACGAAGGAUUUGGUCAGUAUCAACAAUGGGCGCAACUUGCCAAGCGUCAUCGGCGGUUUGGAAAAUCCGCAUAAGGUGAUGCUGACCGAAAUGCAGCAGGAACGAUACAAAAUGUCACAUGCGAUGUUGAACGUGAUAAAGAAGAAACUUAGCAAAAUGAAAAUGGACGAUAUGAACUUCAAGAAGAUUGCCAUAAUUUGUGCCUGUAUAUUGAUUGGUGGGAUGUUGUUUAGCCUUUGGAUGUUUCCGGCGCUGCUUAAGUCCAUGAUCAGAAAGAAUUUGAUGCUGAAACCGGGGUCCCCAACGCGUGCCAUGUUUGAGAAAAUUCCAUUUCCCCUCGAUUUUAAGUUGUACUUGUUCCACGUGACCAACCCGGAUGUUGUGAUGAAGGGCGGAAAACCUCACGUGCGCGAGAUGGGCCCGUACGUUUUUGAAGAGUGGAAAGAGAAAUACGAUACCGAAGACAACGAACAGGAAGACACGAUGACUUUCACUCUGAAAAAUACCUGGAUCUUCCGGCCGGACCUCACCGCGCCUCUGACGGGGGACGAAAUGAUCACCAUUCCGCAUCCGCUGGUUUUGGGUGCACUGUUGAUGGUUCAACGCGAUCGAGAACCCAUGAUGCCGUUAGUCACCAAGGCGUUGGAAAUCAUUAUGGAUCCACUGACUUCGGGCUUUUUGACGACCCGUGUAAUGGAUCUGCUGUUUGAUGGCAUUCUGAUUGAUUGCAGCAGCGAAGAAUUUGCUGCGCAAGCACUCUGCUCGGGGUUGGAGUCGGAGGGAGCCGUAAUGCCCCACAAUGAGACCCACUUUAAAUUUUCGAUGUUUGGAUUGAGAAAUGGAACUGCUGUUGGUCGAUUUAUGGUGUAUCGAGGGGUUAAGAAUAUAAUGGACAUAGGGCGCGUAAUCACCUUCAACGAUGAAACUGAAAUGGACAUCUACGAUGGCGACGAGUGCAAUAAGUAUGUCGGAACCGAUUCGACCAUCUUUCCGCCAUUUUUGACAAAGAAGGAUCAGCUGUGGGCUUGGUCGCCGGAUAUAUGCCGCUCAUUGGGAGCGUUCUACGCCGGUAAAUCCAAAUAUGCCGGUCUGCCGAUGAGUUUUUUCAAGAUGGAUUUUGGCGAUGCGAAGAAUGACCCGAAGCAACACUGUUUCUGCCGUAAUCCACCAGAUGGUUGCCCACCGAAAGGAACGAUUGAUUUGAGUGCCUGCGUAGGAGCACCGUUCAUCGGUUCUAAGCCACAUUUCUUUGAUGCGGAUCCGAAGUUAGCAGCUGCGGUUGAUGGACUAAAUCCCAACGAAAAGGAUCACGACAUAUACAUCCAUUUCCACUUGGUAAGGUUGCGGUAUCAGUUAUGGAUGUAGUUCUAAAUUACGUAUUUUGUUUCUUUUCUUCAGCUCUCGGGUACCCCAGUAUCGGCUGCCAAACGUUUGCAGUUCAGCAUGGAAAUGGAACCUAUUCGGGAGCAUCCUUUGCUAGGAAAAUUACCGAAAGUCAUUAUGCCGAUGUUUUGGGCCGAAGAAGGCGCCUCGCUGAAUAAGACAUGGACUAAUCAGCUCAAGUACACAUUGUUUCUUGUCCUCAACAUAAACAGUACCAUAAAAUGGUUAUCCAUCGUCAUCGGAACUAUUGGAACCGUGGGUGCCGGGUUCAUGUACUACCAACAAAGUACAAAAUCGGUGAACGUAACACCCAUUGAAAUGGGGAAUGGUGUAGACGGUGGUAGCAGCACUAAAAGGAAGAAUGGUAGUGGUUUGGUUUCGGUAGCUCAUCAGGGUGACGACGUUAAAAGUGCCGCCGUCACAAAACCGGUAAUUCCGACCGCCAGGGAUUUGAUCAGCCAAAACAAAGCAAAGAACAUGACAACCGUUAUCGACGUGAUGGACAAACAGCAGAAGAUUGCGCCAGAGAUGGAACAGGACCGGUACUAAAAUUAUUUAAGGUCUGACUAAUGAGAAUAAUGCUUUAAAUAUUACAUUGAUUCGGGCAAAAAUGUGUCAAAUAAUUAUGUAAUUAUGAUGAGAAAAUUAUGUUGAGCUUUCAGUGGAAUGUGCUUACUUGUCAUAAGAAGAGUUCAUACUAUCCCAUUUAAUUCCACCACUUGACUGUAACUUUAACAGAUAUGUAUUUCGACCUCAACAGUAAGACCGUCUUCAGUGUCUCCUACACGACUCGACUUGCCAAGUACGAGAAACUGAAGACGGGCUCACUGUUGAGGUAGAAAUACGGUUCGUUAAAGUUACAAUCAAGUGGUAGAAUUAGAUGCGAUAGUACGAACUCGUUUUAAAACAGGUAGGGGAAAUGACGGCUUUGGCAGGUUUUGUUCUAUUAUUGUCAGGGUGGUU